Betta splendens (Siamese fighting fish) is the source of this 1123-nucleotide messenger RNA. RefSeq lists its product as uncharacterized. Bases 88 to 939 code for a protein of 283 amino acids. Gene Ontology annotation, molecular function: lysophosphatidic acid receptor activity. The record is from RefSeq and is a predicted model, not a curated record. Lineage: Eukaryota; Metazoa; Chordata; Actinopteri; Anabantiformes; Osphronemidae. The transcript has a single exon. Gene Ontology annotation, biological process: phospholipase C-activating G protein-coupled receptor signaling pathway; positive regulation of Rho protein signal transduction.
UUGAGGCUCAUUAGCUUAGUUUCAGAUUGGUUUCCGGUCUCAGCACGUCUGCGACUCUUCAUCCUUCAGCUUCUUGUCACAUCAGACAUGUCGGACAACUCAACGCCCCCCCUCUGUGUGGAGCCUGAGGACUCUUCCUCCCCAGCUGGUGUUAACGUGUCCAUGGCCUUCAACGUGAGCAGAGUGUGCCUCCUGCUGCCGCUCUCCUCCUUCGUCCUGUUGCUAGGUUACAGACAGUGGCAGCAGCAGCGCUCCUUUGGCUCCAUGAGCCACGCUGACGUCCUGACCUGCCACAAUGCAGCGCUGCAGCUGGUCUGCAGUUUGGGAACCGCUGCUUACGUCUACGGGACCUACAGGGAGAUCCUGUGUUUGCAGGUUUCAGGGUGGUGGAUUUCAUGGAUGGUUCUUUGUGGAGAGAUCGCGUUCCAUCUCCUGACCUGUGUGGAGCGGUACCUGGCAGUGGUUCAUCCAGUGUUGUACCGAGCGCUGAAGAGCGAGCGAGGGGUCCGGAUCAGGAACGUCAGCAUCGUCUGUGCCUGGCUGCUGUGUGUGAUGUACAGCACUGCAGCUUCCUGCUUCAAAGCUGACUUCCACAUGCAGGUGCUCUGCGUCCUGGGCCUCUCCCUGCUGGUCGUCUCCUUCUGCAGCGUGUCGGUUCUGCGGGCUCUCCUUGGUCCGGGUCCUGGGGAGCGGGAGCGGGUCGACCCGGUGAAGCGCAGAGCCUUCGUCUCCGUCAUGGCCAUAACUGCAGUGCUGUGGCUGUGGUUUGUAGGACUCGUCGUUGGUUUCACAUUGAGCCUGUCAUUCCAGUGCAGCCAUCUCAGCCUGUUGCUCAGGGCCUCUGCCUACUGGUUUAUGAUGCCUGGCAGCUUGGUGCUGCCUGUACUUUAUCUGCACAGGACAGGGCAGAUACGCUGCAGCCGAAACAGGGGAGAGUGAAAUAGUAAAAGGUAAAGCAGAUGAGGAGACCAGACUUUAGCUUCGCGUUUAUGAUGUAGUACAACGCAAUACACUGUUUUAUGUCUCAUAUGAUCCUGUUUAUAAUUAUUGAGUCAAUGUUUUUUGUGUCUGUUCAUUUGACAAUUUAUCAAAUUGUUUUGCUUGUUUUCAUCACUUAUAGUGA